AAGACAUCCGAGCAAAACAACUGUCCUGAUGGGGGAGGAGAGUGAGGGAUGAGAGGGAGGGCUGGCUGGUUGAAUGGCUGAUUUUGACGCUGUUACGCAGAGGGCAAUCUCACCUGCUGAAACGCUUGCAAGUGCACUUCGCCAUUCAGCACAACAGAGCCCUCUUUCAGCGCUCACCUCCAAUUAAUAUCCGAGCCUGCGAGGUCAGCGCUUUAUUGUUGUUGUUUUUUCCGCCCCGUUUUUCGCUUCCUCGGGCUUGUCCCGGUUUUUUUUUCCCUGUCCUGUGUUCGUUUUGAUCUGAGGAAAUCGGCUACUUUGCCAUGUUCCCUGCGUAUGGAUUGCCUGUGCCAGAGUAGGCGAACAAAGCGCAUCAAGUCUCUCCAGAGAACUGGUUCUUCUCAGAACCCCGGAUUUUUUGCUCAGUGAGUAAACUCUGGAUAAUCUUCGCGCAUCGUCGACGGGGUAUUUUUUUCCCCUCGUUGAAAGGUUUCCCUGUUUCUAAUACACGGAUAGACUGCUCUCAAAGAUGGAUAGGAUAAGCGUUUUUUUAGCCAGACGGAUUGGCAUUUAAUUUAGGAAACACCCGCUCCCACUGCUGGACAGAAAUAAUGGCAUGAUUUUGGAUAGCACCGGACGCGUUGUUGGUUUCCUGGGAGUUGAUGCUCAGAUUGAACAGAACAGUCCUCCAAGAGCAGUCGUUUCAUUUCCCUAGACUCGAAAACACCCCGUCUCUAGAAAAUCCUGUGAGAUCGCCACUGAAAUGGAGCACACCGGGAUCGAGGAGGUGAGCCAGACACACCAGCAGCAGCAUGAACCCAUCAGCUUCGGAAUCGACCAAAUCCUCAACAGCUCGGACCAGUCCAGCGGCUGCAUGCUGCCCAACCGGACCGGCGACCCGGAUUACGCGCUGGCCCCCAACGUGUACAGCAACGGCUACAACAGCGUCUACAACCCGGCCUGCUCCUACAACGUCAACAUGAACAUGAACGUCAGCAUGAACAUGAACGUAAACGUGAACUCCGGGAACUCGGGCGGGGUGAUCCGGGUGCCGGCGCACAGACCCAUGCCGCCCCCGCCUCCACCGUCGGCCGCUGCCGCGCCUCAUCCGCCCCCCGGAAUCCCCGCUGUGCACGGGAUGGGGAUGGGGAACCCGGCGAACUUCACCUUCCCGUGGAUGGAGAGCAGUAGGAGGUUUGCCAAGGACAGACUAACAGGGGAGGAGGCAGAGGAGAGCCGAGCUGGGGAGGCCACAGGGGGGCCGGAGGCUGCCGGGUCCCUCUGUCCUCUCCCCAAGGGAGACAUCGGCAGAGUCCCUGUCUGGAGCACGGUGGAGACAUUAGCCAAAUGCUAUUACCCCGAGCUCGCUCACCUGCGAGACAGCAAUGGCCUUCUGGCAGACUAUCCUUUUCCAAAGGGGGCUUGCCCAGCCGCCCUCUCGCCCUUCUCCGUGACCCGCCGCAUCGGCCACCCGUACCAGAACCGGACGCCGCCCAAGAGAAAAAAGCCCCGCACGUCCUUCAGCCGCGUGCAGAUCUGCGAGCUGGAGAAACGCUUCCACCGGCAGAAGUACCUGGCGUCGGCUGAGCGGGCCACGCUGGCGAAGGCCCUCAAGAUGACCGACGCACAAGUCAAGACCUGGUUUCAGAACAGACGGACAAAAUGGCGAAGGCAAACUGCAGAAGAAAGAGAGGCCGAGAGGCAGCAGGCCAACCGGCUGAUGUUGCAGCUUCAGCAGGAGGCUUUCCAGAAGACGUUGAGCCAGCCGCUGCAGCCGGAUCCCCUCUGCCUGCAUAACUCCUCCCUCUACGCCCUGCAGAACUUGCAGCCUUGGGCAGAAGACAAUAAGCUGUCGGUCUAAAAGAGAAGAGGGCACUUUCCCCACUAAGUGCCAGGAAACAAACGGACACCUCUGUACAUGCCCAACUUCCAAGACUGCCCCCUCAUUUGCCUCCGGACCCCCCUCCCCCCCUUCUGCAAGGCGGCAGGAGGCUCAUUGCCAGUGUUGGGAAAUAUACAGCCUCCACUUUUUUUUUUUUUUUGUUCGCUUCUGACUUUGUACAAUGUAGUAAAAUGCAUGUUUCAAUCCUUUUCUGUGUGCACUCAGAGGAACCACUGAAGUCAGCUGCGGUCGAGGUGGAUCUCCUCCCCAGCUGCACUGCUCGAGUGGUAGCGGAUUGGCCCUGAUGAUGGAUUCCUCAUUAUGUUAAAAUCAAAAGUGUUUUAUAUUAAAAGAUAUUGUGACUUUUUGAAACGA
Messenger RNA from Fundulus heteroclitus (mummichog), 2254 nucleotides. RefSeq names its product T cell leukemia homeobox 2 (gene tlx2). Gene Ontology annotation, cellular component: nucleus. The transcript has 5 exons. Gene Ontology annotation, molecular function: RNA polymerase II cis-regulatory region sequence-specific DNA binding; DNA-binding transcription factor activity, RNA polymerase II-specific. Gene Ontology annotation, biological process: animal organ development; regulation of transcription by RNA polymerase II. The record is from RefSeq and is a predicted model, not a curated record. Lineage: Eukaryota; Metazoa; Chordata; Actinopteri; Cyprinodontiformes; Fundulidae. The coding region runs from base 761 to 1858 and encodes 365 amino acids.